GUUGCCCAGGACAAAGGAAACUGCUCUUUUCAGAAAAAUCCAACCCCAUGUGUCAUUCCUCAAGAAAAGGAGAACAUUUUCCACACAAUAUUUGCCUUUUUUACCAAAUCUGGGAGGAAAGUAUUGGUAAGAAACUAACUUCAUUUUUGACUUCUAAAGAGUCAGUUGCCAUAUUCCAGAGCCUCAUACAUGCAUGGGGUACCCACUACUCUUACAGCUAAAAGAGAGCACACUGAGUUAAUGUCCAUAACUGUCAGUAGAGAAUCCUUGUCUUUAUCCAUUGAUCUGAUCUGCUAUAUCAUUGCCCACAACCCAGAAAAGAUUUGUUACAAAAGGAAGAAGAUAGUUCACUGAUGUGUUUGCCAAGUUGACAUUCCGCUGUGUGAAAAAUGGAUGUAGAAAAACAUAAUUAUGCCCAUUUUUCAUGCAUUCUCACAUGCAGCCUUAAGUUUAGGUUCUAGCACACGGGUAGGUAAACUAAGGCCCAGGGGCCGGAUCUGGCCCAAUCGCCUUCUAAAUCCGGCCUGUGGAUGGUCCAGGAAUCAGUGUGUUUUUACAUGAGUAGAAUGUGUGCUUUUCUUUUUAAAAUGCAUCUCUGGGUUAUUUGUGGGGCAUAGGAAUUUGUUCCUAUUUUUUUCUUCCAAAUAUAGUCCGGCCCCCCACAAUGUCUGAGGGACAGUGGACUGGCCCCCUACUGAAAAAGUUUGCUGACCCCUGUUCUAACACAAUGCAUACAGCCAGUAAUUAGAGUAAUAUACUGUGAUGAAGGAAUACAUGAUCCUUGAAAGGAGGAACAGGUUUGUUCCCCCUUUGAUAAUCCACGGUUGAAAUACCCUUUAUCCAAAAUAUUUGAAAUCCAGACCUGUAUUAUUGUUGUUACUAUUUUAAGGUGCCUUUAUUCAUCUCAUUGCUGUUAACUGAGUCACAUUAGACAUGCGCAGCUUGCACAUAGUUGAGACAGAUCAUUUGAAUUAGCAAAGGGAUUCAGUCAAGUAUAGAAAUAUAGCUUAUUCUGUAGUUGCUCAAGACUGGUCCAGUUCCUAAGACAGGUUCAGUUACUGAGUAUCUCCAGCUGAUUUGCAAAUAGUCAUACUAGGAGCCAUAGAAAACAUUAAAGGUAAAGGUAAAGGGACCCCUGACCAUUAGGUCCAGUCGUGGCCGACUCUGGGGUUGCGGCGCUCUUCUCACUUUAUUGGCCGAGGGAGCCGGCGUACAGCUUCCGGGUCAUGUGACCAGCAUGACUAAGCCACUUCUGGCAAACCAGAGCAGCGCACGGAAACACUGUUUACCUUCCCGCCAGAGUGGUACCUAUUUAUCUACUUGCACUUUGACGUGCUUUCGAACUGCUGGAUUGGCAGGAGCAGGGACCGAGCAACGGGAGCUCACCCCGUUGUGGGGAUUUGAACUGCCGACCUUCUGAUUGGCAAGUCUGGGCUCUGUGGUUUAACCCACAGCGCCACCCACGUCCCUUAUAGAAAACAUUAAGAGACGACAAAAGCAUUAUGGAGAAAGGCUUAUCAAGGAAGAAGGAAAUCAGCAAUUGGUGGAACAAUUGUAGAACAUAUUCUUUUCUAUUGUCCACUGUACCACCAGCUAUGUAAACACAUGUUAUCCCCCUUCUUUGGUAGUUAUAAUCAAGGCACAAUGAAAAUAUCAGAUUCUCUCUGUCUGAUAUUAACCCAGUUUCUGUCCAUAGUAUCUCUUAGAGUGGUGAAUGGCACAGUUUAGCGGGAAGACACUCCAAUGAAAAUUUCUGUUACUAUAUAUGGCUGUUUCUUUGUAUAUAUUUCAAAAAAUUUGUAUAGGUCUAAGAUGGUCUAUAUCUGUAGUUCCUAAUAAAGGUUUGGAGAAAGAAAGGAAAUCAGCAAAUCAGGUGGAGGCCAGCUCUCCUUGGGACAUCUGAGAUUCAUCACAGACAUGGUGGGGAGUCGGCUAUUAACACUUGUCAACAACCCAGUGAGAUGGUACAAUUGACAUGUGAACAAUCUUCUCACGGGGUUCCCAUCAAAUGGAAUUAAUUAAGGAGAAACACAAUCUUGUGUAAUGCGGGUGUUCUUCUGUAGUGGAAUAGAUAGCUUCUGGGCAAGGAUAAGGUUUCCUAAAGGGACAGGAGUUAGCUCUUCUGUUACUUACAGCAUUUAGAGAGAGAGUAAUAUUGAUGGAUAUUUUUUAAGAGUAGAGAUAGUAUUUCAGUGGAUGAUGCAGCCUUAAGAGGCCAUGAACCUUAUAAUGCAGGACUUCCAUGACUGGAUCUCUUCCUGAUAUCCUUUUCUUUUUCUUAAACAAGCCACGGGAACCCCAUAAUUUGAAUUGUGGCCGUACUGCAGUAAGAAGAGCAGUUAACCGUUCCCCCUUGUGCUGAUUCCCCAGUGCCUCUAGCAAAAAAAUAAAGAUGUCAAGAAUCACAGAUCUCCCAAAUCACAUAUAUUGCAACCCUUUGCAGUACCAUCUUAUGCAUGUUUACUCAGAAGUCCCACUAUGUGCAUUGGGUUUGCUCCCAGGAAAGGGUCCAUGGGGCCAGCGUUAGUAUGAUUUAAGAUGACACACUACAACUUUUGGAUUGUAGUGCUUGGAUACCUGAGACUCAGAUGCAAGCUGACUAGUUUCUUUACUGUUUGGGAACAGGCUCUAAACUGAAUGAUAAAGCUGUUCAUUCAGCUGAUCAGCCAUCUCAGCUACUUUAUUCAGUUAAUUUAUUCUAGGUAAAGGUAAAGGUACCCCUGACCAUUAGGUCCAGGGGUUGUGCACUCAUCUCACUCUAUAGGCCGAGGGAGCCGGCGUUUGUCCGCAGACAGCUUCUGGGUCAUGUGGCCAGCAUGACAAAGCCGCUUCUGGCGAACCAGAGCAGCGCACGGAAAUGCCGUUUACCUUCCCGCCGGAGCGGUACCUAUUUAUCUACUUGCACUUUGACGCGCUUUCGAACUGCUAGGUUGGCAGGAGCAGGGACCGAGCAACGGGAGCUCACCCCAUCGCGGGGAUUCGAACCGCCGACCUUCUGAUCGGCAAGUCCUAGGCUCUGUGGUUUAACCCACAGCGCCACCCGCAUCCCUUUUUUAUUCUACAGUGCAGCAAAAGUACAGAAACAGCAGAAGCUGUCUUAUACCAAAUCAGAUUAUGGACUCGCCUAGCUCACAGUUAUCAGCACUGACUGACAAUGGCUCCCCAGUAAAAUAUACCUUUACCCACCCAGGGGUGCUGAAGAUUGAAACUUCAUUUAUUUAAAGCGUUUUUAUCCCACUCUUCAGCCAAGAAAGGAUCCUAGAUCCACAAGCAUAAGUGAUGCGGUGCUGAGCUAAAAAGUAGGCCCUUGUUUGUAUGAAUAGUUGUUGCAUUACCUGGGAUCUUUCAUGGGAAGAUCUGUACCAGAUUGUCUAUGACAGAGACAGAGAAGCCUUCCAGCCCAGCAGGCCAGAUCCUGGCCUCCCCCACCCCUGGGGGCCAGUGUGACAGCCACUUGCUCCUACAAUUCUCUAGGAUACGUUUCUAGAGAAGUUGGACAGGAGUUACAAAACCAGGGCUGAUGUUACCCAUCCAGUCAGAAAUGCCAAAGAGCAUUUUUUUUAAUUUUGCCACCUUUCCUUACUUCUCUCACAGCUUUCUACUUUUCUCCCUUAGGACUGUGAAAGACCAGGCAGGUCCUGCCUAAUUAUACGCUGCAACUUAAGCUCACUAGCUAAAGCAGAAUCCCGCAGCAUAGAUGUGCAUAUGCUGUUGAAUACUGAGAUAUUGAAAAAG
This is a messenger RNA of Podarcis lilfordi (Lilford's wall lizard), 3735 nucleotides long. The record is from the annotation of a GenBank genome assembly. NCBI's taxonomy places the organism in Eukaryota, Metazoa, Chordata, Lepidosauria, Squamata, Lacertidae.